AUGGUGAGAAAAUUGCAAAAUUUUCGAGUUAAAAUUGAUGGGAACGGAGAAGUGUUCUACCCAGGACAGCAAGUAAGCGGUGUUGUAAUUGUCGUGUACGUAGAUCAGCCAAUGAAAUUGGACCAAAUUAAAGUAAAGUUAGAAGGGCUGUCGUAUUGUUAUAUUGAUGAACUGGUUGGCGACGAAAGUGGAUGUGAGACAAUAUAUCACUGCGAAAGUCAGACACUGGUUAAUCUACAAGAAAUUCUUUUUCGCGGGAGUUCAACUGAGAAGCAGCCUUCUGGUAGACGUACUUAUCCGUUUACAUUUAGACUUCCCUCGCCUCUGCCUAGUUCAUUUGAAGGAAAAAAAGGUCAUGUUCGAUAUUACAUAGAGGCUACAGUUUGUCGGAAGAGUGGGCGAAAAGAUCAUGUAAUUCGAAAUCCUUUCACGGUCAACGAGAUCAUUGAUAUUAAUCUUCCUCAAUAUUCAACAGCACCGCAUGGUACAACACGAAAGCGAAUCGGAUUAAUAGGAUGCCUUUGCUGUGUUGUUGGCUGCGUUAACAUGCGAGCAAGUCUCAAUAGAUCAGGCUAUUGUCCGGGUGAACAGAUAGUUCUUAACGCCUCCUGUGAGAAUAAUUCAACGCGGGGGAUGUUGUGCAUGAGAGCCACACUCGUACAAACAUUUGUUAUCGUGCUAAAUCGGAAACGGAAGAGGUCUCAAGAGCAAUUGCACAUUCUGAUGGCGGGUGGAUUCGGAUAA
This is a messenger RNA of Paramuricea clavata, 744 nucleotides long. The record is from the annotation of a GenBank genome assembly. NCBI's taxonomy places the organism in Eukaryota, Metazoa, Cnidaria, Anthozoa, Malacalcyonacea, Plexauridae.